Messenger RNA from Frankliniella occidentalis (western flower thrips), 736 nucleotides. RefSeq names its product neuropeptide Y receptor type 1-like. Gene Ontology annotation, cellular component: plasma membrane. The record is from RefSeq and is a predicted model, not a curated record. Gene Ontology annotation, biological process: G protein-coupled receptor signaling pathway. NCBI's taxonomy places the organism in Eukaryota, Metazoa, Arthropoda, Insecta, Thysanoptera, Thripidae. Gene Ontology annotation, molecular function: G protein-coupled receptor activity. Bases 359 to 721 code for a protein of 120 amino acids. The transcript is spliced from 2 exons.
GCGGCCGAGCGCGGACCUGAGCAGACGAGCAGAGCGGAGCAGCCGGGCAGCGCAGCGCAGAGCGCGCACAGCGGCCGUCCGCCUCGUGGCGAGAGCAGGGCGACAGAGCGUCGCGAGUGAGCCGCAGACGCAGCCAGCGCCCCAAAGGACUUUACCACGGCGCUGAGUCGCCGCCCUCCCCCUGCUUGCCGCCGCUGCCCGGGGCUGCCGGCGGUCGACAGCAUGGGGGUCCCAUGACGCAGGCCGAGCUGGCUGGGGACGAGGACGACGAGGACGCGGAGCAGCGAUGCGCGCGCUGCGCGGCCCUGGGCGGGGGGAGCCCGGAUAGGCACGCCGUGAUGCUCCACCACCCGGCCUCAUGAUUGCGCUCGCGACGGUCGCCUUGGAGUACGCCAACCUGACGACCUCCAACAACUCGCACAGCAAUGAGGACCUCAUGGCGGAGGGAGGCAGCCAUGAGUUCCCGGGCUACAUCCGCACCACGUCCAUGGUCUUCUGCAUCUUCAUACUUGGCAUCGGCGUCAUCGGCAACGUCAUGGUGCCGCUGGUCAUCCUCAAGUCCAGGGACAUGCGCAACUCGACCAACAUCUUCCUCACUAACCUCAGCAUCGCGGACCUCAUGGUGCUGCUCGUCUGCACGCCCACGGUGCUCGUCGAGGUCAACUCCAAGCCUGAGACGUGGGUGCUCGGCUCCGAGAUGUGUGAGUACAGGAUCCAAUAGCAGAUUGUGCGCGCA